This is a messenger RNA of Glycine soja, 660 nucleotides long. RefSeq lists its product as uncharacterized. Gene Ontology annotation, biological process: DNA repair; telomere maintenance. Bases 1 to 660 code for a protein of 219 amino acids. Gene Ontology annotation, molecular function: DNA helicase activity. NCBI's taxonomy places the organism in Eukaryota, Viridiplantae, Streptophyta, Magnoliopsida, Fabales, Fabaceae. The transcript has 2 exons. The record is from RefSeq and is a predicted model, not a curated record.
AUGGCUCACAAAUUCUGUUUUGAAGCACUUGAUCGAAGUCUAAGAGAUGCUAUUAAGGUGAAAUCAAGUUCUGAUAAAAUCUUUGGUGGCAAAGUUAUGCUAUUUGGUGGAGAUUUCCGGCAGAUUCUGCCAGUCAUUCCUAGAGGUAGCCGCUCUGAUAUUGUUAAUUCAAAUAUUAAUUCAACUUGUCUAUGGAAUCAUUGCCAUGUUUUGGCACUGUCGAAAAACAUGCGUUUAGAAGCCAAUACAGAUGCAAUAGACAAAGAAGAAACUGCAGCUUUUGCAAAGUGGAUCCUUAAUAUUGGCGAUGGAAUUGCUGGCCAGCAAAAUGAUGGCUAUGGUUCAAUUGAAAUUCCAAAAGAUCUGAUAAUCACAGAAUAUGAUGACCCACUCUACGCAAUAGUUAAUUCUAUAUUUCCAAAUUUAUCUCACCAUCAUACCAAUCCUGAAUACUUUCAAAUCAGAGCCAUAUUAGCUUCCACAAAUGAAACCAUACAAGAAGUUAAUGAUUAUAUACUAUCAUUGAUACCAGCCCUCUUCGCUGUUCUUCCAUUUGAUCAACCCGACGAUGCACGUGGACAACUCUUCUUACGACUCGAAGUUCCUUUGAAUCAGGGAGUUCGUGAAGAGCAAGGCUUUCUCCACGGUCCUUACAGCUAG